AAGGUUAAAUCAAGGAGGUUAUGGUGGGAUGGGAUGGAGGUCAGAAAAGUCUAAUGAAUACUUAAUUCUGGCUGGUUAACCAACUGGAAGAUUAAAGUUGAGUGACUUUUCUUUUUUUUUUUUAGCUUCUGUUGAUUUUUACAACUGAGCUGCUUACAUUCCAUUAUUAUUUAUUUGGAUAUAAAACUAUAAAUUUGACUUGUUCAGCUAUUUUGACCAAUUUGGAUAACUUCCAGUAUGUUAUCGGGCAAGACUGGUACCAUAUGGCCUACUUUGAUGUGUAUACACCACAAACCCACGGCGGCACAAUCAAAGACGAUCAAAGAACUAUGUGUAAUCUAAUGAUAUAGAAGACUGUGGUACGUCCCGGAAAGUAUCUUGAAAAGAUAAAGUGGAAGUUGCACAGUCUCUGCAUCUGUGACAAACGUGCUGUGAGAUGUUCAGGUCCGCAGGCAGAUUUGUGUUUCAAGGUCUGCAGCAGAGGAAUGCAGGAAAUCGGUGGUGCAGAAAUGCCACGGCUGUUAAGAUGGCCAAGGGAAAUGUUCAGGAAGUGCUGAUUCCCGUUCCUUGGGGACACAUAGCAGGCAAGUGGUGGGGUGACCGCAGUGUGCAGCCAGUACUGGGGCUUCAUGGCUGGGAGGACAACUGCAACACAUUUGACACCUUGGUGCCACUACUGAAUGUCCCGAGCUUCUUAGCUGUUGACAUUAUGGGUCAUGGCCUGUCGUCACGCUUUCCUGCAGCUGGCCCACACAGUUUUAUGGAUGUUGUGAUGUUACUUAGACGCAUAUCUGAGUACUUCAAGUGGACCAAGAUAUCUAUCGUUGGUCAUUCGUUUGGGAGUGCAGUGGGCUACGUUUACUCUGCACUGUUUCCAGAUGCUGUGGAUGCGUACGUCAGUAUAGACUGCGCUCGCACGGAUAUGAUGCCACAGAAGGAGAAUCUGUUGGAUGAAAUCAGAUACACUAUUAAUAGAACGCUUGAGCUAGAGAAGAGACUGGCGCUGGACCCACCCAGCUACACUUACGAAGAACUGGUGGAGUUGCUGUAUGCAGGCCUCAAUAAGUCCCCAUCGAGGGACUCGUGUCGCAUCUUGCUUCAGAGGGGAAUGAAAGAGUCAUCUCAGGGACACAGAAGAUAUUACCUGGCUCGUGAUCCGAGGCUGAAGUCGCGCUGGAGUGGUGCACUGACAGAAGAGUUCCUUCUAGCUUGUGCACCCAUGAUAAAGUGCAGGGUGUUGAGCAUCAGAGCUACUGGGGGUAUACUGCAGGGUGGCAAGUGCAAGGAAGUAUACCUGCACACACUGGAUCUCAUACAGCAGUGUGAAUUGCAUGAUGUCGAGGGCAGUCACCACCUUCACCUGAAUAACCCUGAAAACAUUGCACCUCUCAUUAACAAGUUCUUGCACCCUCCAGUCAGAAGCUGUAACUUGUGAUGAGGUAAGGCCUAGGAACUUUGUCUGUAAAAUGAUGUAUUGCAGGCUGCUUUCAUAAAAUUUAUGUAGCACUUGCAACAAAAACCUCAGUGAGAAAAGCAGAAUCAGUACAUGAGUGUUGAAAACUGAAUAUUUUAUAUGGUUACACUAUUUCUUAAUGUCUAUACAAAUUAUACAGGAUGUCCAAAAAUAGUGCGCACAUUUAAAACAUUUUUGUUGAGGAAAUAAAGAGAGCUAGGAGAAUAAAGUUUUCACCACAUGAAACAGUUACUAAGAAAAUUUUGCCCCACAUUUCUCCAUUUCACUGCACUUUGACAUGAGCUGCCUCUGUUGCUCACACAGUGCCCAUCUUGUAUUCAGAUGCCUCAAAAGCGUUGCCAUACUUGAGGCAUGGUUCAUGUGUGCUCAGUAAAAGAGGUAUCAUAAUGUCACAUGCUACAGUGACUAUAGAUGGAGUUUGCAUUGGUACUCAGAUUUAUUGAAUUCUUUUAACAGACAAUUCUUGACUACGCUUCACAAAUCACUAUCACACAAAGACUAGUGUUCUCGGUCACAGAGUCGUCACUGAGCUGCCUGGUAACAUCUUCCAGCAGUUGGUGUUCCUUGGCUCCUGGGCUCACAUCCUCAGAGAGUGGUGUCCAUAUCACACCAGCCUCCUCCUCUUCUAAUUUCACUGUCUCGAGACUCUAGCUAGGCUAAUGGUAGCUGGGCCUUGUUAUAUAGCCUCAGCACAGACCCCACAGAAAUCACCUCUUCCAACAGUUAUUCUGUUGUUGUAUGAUAUAGCUGUUGACAUGGACCAUGUAAGAAACAGCGCUUCCAACAGUUACUCCAUUGAAGUGUGUUACAUGGUCACUGCCUAGUAGUGGCUGUUUCACUGGCUGCACAAUUCUGGCUUUCAACAGACAUGCCACAAUACGUAAAACUUUAUCAGUUCUGCUGUCACACGGUGAGAAUCAUACUUUUCUGGCUGUGUUUGUUUUCUCAAUAAAAAUGUGUGCACUCAUUCCUGGACAGUCUAUAGUAUGGUUUAAAGAAGGAUACUUUGAGUAUCAGUAAUAUUGAGGCCACAGAAAGAAGUCCCAUGGAUUAAACUCCCUCCACAUCUCACUCAAGUUCCUGUGCUUCUGCAUGUGCCCUGCAGCCAUCAGACCUUUCUGUUCACUUGAAUAAUGGUAGUGAUUAAAUUGUAUGUGAAGUAUCCUUGAAGUUGUGUUAUGUCCUCAUUAGGACAUUAUUAAAUUGUAUUUUCAUCAUAAGAUGCUGACCAGAAUUGCCAUACCAGAGAUACUCAACAUGCAGCAGGACUUUUAUUGUCUAAGGCUGUGUAAGCCAGGGGGUGCUGGAGGGGAAGCCUUGAGUCAGUAUAGAUCAGAUGUAUCUGCCUCUGUCUCAGGGCGCACUAAGUGUUUAUGUGGAAUUUUGUGAUUUGUGUGAGAACUUCUCAUCUGUGAAUAUGUUAACACAGGUUUUUUUUUUCACUUAUUUACUGUUGUUACAUUUAAGGGUGUUGGUGAUAGUUUGUGUUGUUUAACAGCACUAUAUCAACUGCAAUAUUAAUUUGAUGAGGGAUUGAUAGUAGCAGUCCAGAUGUUUGUGUGGAGCGACUGAGGAAUCCUGCAGUCAGAAGGUAGUGCCAGGCUAUGUUACCCAUUCAGCUAAUCUGUUCUUUAAUACGUAUGACAUUUUCUGUAAGGCAGCUUUUCUCAGUUGUUACUGAGCAUUAUCGGAGAUUUUUGCAGUCUUAGACCAAGAAGUGGAGUCGGUAUAGCAACAGGCUAUGGGGCUGGAUAGCCUGGGUUCGAUUCCUGGCAGAACAAAAUUUGUCC
Molecule: messenger RNA, 3264 nt
Organism: Cryptotermes secundus
Lineage: Eukaryota; Metazoa; Arthropoda; Insecta; Blattodea; Kalotermitidae
Product: serine hydrolase-like protein
Exons: 5
Coding region: 437-1435 (332 amino acids)
Source: RefSeq, a predicted model, not a curated record